AUGAUAUGUGGCCAUUCGAACGGUUACAACUGCCGUAGGAUACUGAACGCCUUCACUGGUUCUCGGCAAGAGCGAGGAGCCUCCCACUGCUUCGCUCCAGCUGGUUUGGAACAUCCAGAUAAUGUUACAAACCUUCAGUGGUUGAAUAGGGUAGACAUCCCCAAGUUUUGGACUCGAGAUGACAGCCCUGAUUGCAGAGUAGCUUUGUUUCCGGUUGAAAAUUCGACUGACGGGUCGCUGUCAUACGACGUCAGCCGCUAUCUGAGUAUUCAGAGUGUCGGCUUCGGGAUAAGCCAUUAUUGUGUGGAAGCUAUGGGCAUCCCCGGCCUUCAGGGCACAGGCGGGAUUGACUCAGCAGGUUAUAUCGUAGCUCCCAGAGAUAAAGGGUCCGCUUACCCUUUUUACAAGGCGACAACAGAAAACUCCGUAUCAUCCUUUACGCGCCACUAUCCAAGUUCGGUAACGACACCAUAG
Letharia columbiana is the source of this 474-nucleotide messenger RNA. RefSeq lists its product as uncharacterized. The record is from RefSeq and is a predicted model, not a curated record. NCBI's taxonomy places the organism in Eukaryota, Fungi, Ascomycota, Lecanoromycetes, Lecanorales, Parmeliaceae. The coding region runs from base 1 to 474 and encodes 157 amino acids. The transcript has 2 exons.